Messenger RNA from Effrenium voratum, 1299 nucleotides. The record is from the annotation of a GenBank genome assembly. Lineage: Eukaryota; Dinophyceae; Suessiales; Symbiodiniaceae.
AUGGCUGCCAUGCGGCAGGCUGAUUGCCAGAACCACACCCAGCUACUUGCCCAGCUGCGGCAACGGACGGGCGCCCCGUGGAGUAUUUGCAGUACGCCCUCAACACUGCACGAGAGAGCCGUCCUGGCAUUCGAGCCCGACGGGCUGUUCCUCUACUGGCCGGACGAGCCGGAGAAACUACGGGGGCUCAUCGAGAGUGCGCUGUGCGGCUUCCGCUACACUGUGAUGCCGCUACGAGAGGCUUUGCAGGCGGCAGCAAGAGUGAUGCGCAGCGGCAGCCCCGGCCUGGAGCGCAUGUUUGACCAGGUGGACUCGCGUUGGCUUGAGCACCACGGUAUCCUGCGCCAAGCCUUCAGAGGUUCGUUGCAGUGGUUCAGCGCCACACUGAAAACUUUCCUGACUGGAGACAGCGCAAUGGACUCUUUUGAGGAAGGCAUUCUGAUCCGCAACUUGACGGACUACCUCGAACAGGAUGCAGGGUUUCGGAGCAACACUCGCUGGGAGUUCACUGGCCAGACUUUCCAGAACGGCGUUGCCAGGUUGAAGUCGAAUCUGGGAGAGUCCUCCGCUGCAUUCGAUGUGGACGGAGAGUCCUGCCGCAAGUACCUGAACUUCUCCGGCAACGUGCUGAACAGUGACGCUGAGUGGUCUCCCAUCAGCCCCACAUUCAAAAUCCCCGCAGCACUAACUGAGCAUCAAUGGCCGGCCUGGUGGUCCACGGAGGUUUGCGCCGAGCUCUACGCCGUUCUGGCCGAGGUGCGUCGUCAGCAGGAUGCGGAGAAGAGAAGGGUGGACUGCACCCUUGGUGAGCAGGUGGUGCACGCCUGGACGGUGGAUGACUGGUUGUUUGAGCUGUCGCUGCCGCCGGUGAUGGAGCGCUCGGGGUCCCUGAUUCGGGGGUGGCUGCCGCCUGCGUACAGGGAACGGACCAACGUUGUGGAGCAUGUGUCGGUGUUCCACGACCAGCCCGUGGAAGCGAACCACGCACAGUGGAAGGACAUUGAGGCCACGCUGGAAACAUCCAUUAGCUGCUGGGAGGUGCCACGCCACGUGAGGAGGUGCACAAGGCGUUGCAUGCCUUUGUCAAGAGAAACGCGAAGUCGGUGCGGCGAGCUCCUGAAGCAACUGGGCGUCCUGGAGAAGAGGGGACGCAGCGGCGCCACGCUGGACGGCCGCCGCAAAAACACCUACUAUCUGCUCUACAUCUUUCCAAAGACGGACGGCUCCAAGGACAGUGAGCCAGCUUCGUUCGCUUGGUGGGUGGCGCAGGGCCUGCAGUUGGAGACGGCAACUGAGUGA